Trypanosoma rangeli is the source of this 1263-nucleotide messenger RNA. Its product is annotated as calcyphosin. The record is from RefSeq and is a predicted model, not a curated record. Bases 1 to 1263 code for a protein of 420 amino acids. Lineage: Eukaryota; Euglenozoa; Kinetoplastea; Trypanosomatida; Trypanosomatidae. The transcript has a single exon.
AUGAUAGGCGGACAACACACAAAGGAGCGUCUAAGUGAACGCCUACAAGACUGUCAAAACCAACCAAAGAACCGUGGAUACCUGCCGGGCACGAAGCUCUUGACAGGUGGAUACAGCACCAGAACUCUUCAGGGCAACUGGACUGAGGAGCGCGCGGACGCUGGCUACUACGAUGGUGAAGCGGCUCUUCCCACGCAUCUGUCAAGUGUGUGGACGACUGACUAUCGCACCAUGACAAGUAACAUGAAUGAUUCUCUCUCUCAUCCAGUGUUUGAUCAGGCCACGCUGAUGGACAUUGUGGAUCACAGGCACCGCGCGUACCCGGCACAUCAACCGCACCUGGAUCAACAGCUUGAGACGAUAAAACAAGAGCGUUUCAAGACGGUCACGGGGGAGACGUACACGAAUCCAGAGGAAAGAAAACGACAGGCAGAACUGUGCGUUCCACAUAUUAUUGGCCGUACUCCCACGGCGCAGGCGAAGGCGGUGAUCCUGCGCUUUCAACGCCAGUUGUUGCUUUCGAGACAUGGGGAGUCAGCGUUUCCUGGAAACAUUUUACGUCAAGUACGACUAUCACUUGAGCGCAGCGAUACAGCCGGGGAGGGAAUGCUUACAGUGGAAGAGGCACAAGAGGCAUUUACCGAGGCGUCUUUGAUCACGAAUAGGCCGGAAUGUGUGGCGCUUGUUCGUGCCUUUGAUUUGAAAGGGGACGGGACAGUUUCAAUUGCCAAGAUAAUGCAAGAACUACGCGGUGAGCUGCGUGAUCGUCGCUACGGUAUUGUGGAGAAGGUUUAUGAGAUGUUGAAAGGUUUUUGUCCGGAUGGCAUUUUGCGGCUUCAGCGUCUUGUGGACCUUAUUGAUAUUGAUAGCAUGAAUGCCGUGAUAAGUGGCGAAGUGACAUCAUCAGCUGCGCACAGCGCCUUUGUAGAGCAAUGGGACUUGCCGAAUGAGAUGUACAUCUCCUUUGAAAUGUUCCUUUUGUAUUUUAUGGAUGCGUCAUUUGAGAUUAAAAGUGAUCAGGAGUUUGAAGUCUUUAUGCGUAAUGUGUGGCACCUAAGCGGGGGAAAUGGGAAGUCUAUGAAUACCUCUUGCCGGCGUGUGCGUGUGGUGCACAGGAACGGCCGUAUUACCACAGAGGUGGUGAAAAAUGAUUUGUACAUCAAGGACAGCGAUCCAAACAUGAUGGAGCGCAUCAUCGCCAACUUGGCGUCGUGGGGUAUCAAAGAUGUUGCACAGGCCGAAGUAUUGCCGAGGAAACUGUAA